GACCCGCGCGAUCAACGUUCAUGUACCAACGCAAGGCUGUGUUUUAUCCCAUCCCUCCCAUGUGGACGGAGUGGAUCCGGGGCUAUUUUUUCCCUUUGUUCGAUGCAACGCACGAUGGGCUUCCCUAAUCAUACUUCCUUAGUAGACAGUAGUCUAAUGUGUGUCAGGGUGGUCCAAACUGUCAUUCGCAUCGCCCCCAUGUAAUAAGGUCCUAAGUAAGAAUAAUCCCAGUGGGUAUCUGGUUUUUUUAUUUAUAAAGCCAAGCCUUCCUGCUGAGAUCUUUUUUUCUUCUCUCUCCUCUCUGGCUGAUAUCAUCUACUCUGGUUCACUCAUACUAAUCUUUAUACAACUACACCGAUACCCACAAACAAACCUACUACACAAUUUUCGUUCAAUUGACUCAUUCAAUUGACUUACCUCCACGAUCUCAACCCUCCUAAUCAACUCAAAUCAAAUCACUCAAAAUGGGCGAAGGUCAAGACUGGUCCUCCGGAUUCUGGGACUGCUGUUCCCCAUGCGGCACAUGCUGCCUCGGCUUCUGCUGCCCCUGCUGUCUUCACGGCCGCACCAGCUCCCGUCUCAAGGACCCCUCCCUGCAGAACGACAGUAUAAUGAACGGCAGUUGCUGUCUCUACUUCCUCACCAGCUACUGUGGUCUCUACUUCAUUCCCCUCAUGAUGAAGCGAGGACAGAUCCGCGAGAAGUUCGGGCUUGAGGGCUCCGGGUGUGGGGACUGUAUGCGGGCGUGCUGCUGUCCGUGCUGUACACUCAUGCAGAAUGAGAAGGAGGUCGAGAGUCAUGCCGGUCUGUUGCAGUCAUCUGGGUAUCAGGCUCCCGGGGAGAUGCAGUAUGGGAAGGCGAAUCGGUAAUUGGGGAGGGGAGGUGAUGUUGGGUUCUUUUUGGGAUAUGAUAUGAUCUUUUCAGGAUGAUGCAAUUAUUUGCCUUUUUUUUUGGUUGGUAGCGGGGGUGUUUUAUUAUCAUUUUUUAUUCUUAUUCUUAUUCUUAUUCUUAUUCCUCUUCAAUUUUGUUUUAUGUUUCUUUUUGUUUUCGAUUCGAUUUAGCUGGCUGUGUUGUUGUGAUUCUGUCGAAUGGCUGCCGGGAAAUGAGGUGUAAGAUUACGGGGAAUAAAC
This is a messenger RNA of Aspergillus heteromorphus CBS 117.55, 1130 nucleotides long. RefSeq names its product PLAC8 family protein. The transcript has 3 exons. The coding region runs from base 465 to 869 and encodes 134 amino acids. The record is from RefSeq and is a predicted model, not a curated record. Lineage: Eukaryota; Fungi; Ascomycota; Eurotiomycetes; Eurotiales; Aspergillaceae.